This is a messenger RNA of Cylicostephanus goldi, 392 nucleotides long. Lineage: Eukaryota; Metazoa; Nematoda; Chromadorea; Rhabditida; Strongylidae. The record is from the annotation of a GenBank genome assembly.
AUGGAAAAACAUUAUGAAGAGGUUUAUGUAAAAAAAAAUUAUAUUUCAGCCAGCAGCAAUAGCAGUUCAAGCGAACGAGUGCAACAUCCACGUGGUGGUCAGUCUGUUCCUGAUGUUCUUCUUCAUCAUCCCGGCCUACAUCCACGCCGUCUGGUACUGCUUCAUCCGCAAACCCGCCGAGCACAUCAUCGCGUGAACACAGCGCCCGUCUUUCGCUCAUCUCAUCCCAACUCACUCCCAUCGCAAGCAGCUUCUGCCGCUGGGAAGCGCACUUUGUUCUCGCUUUAUGUUGAUCAGUUUACCAUUGUGCACAAGGACAUCAGUUCAACCCCCUCUCACUUCGCACUUACCCUCUUAUUCGUUGUCAUUCCACUUGUUUUAUUUUAUUGAUC